Molecule: messenger RNA, 1332 nt
Organism: Closterium sp. Naga37s-1
Lineage: Eukaryota; Viridiplantae; Streptophyta; Zygnematophyceae; Desmidiales; Closteriaceae
Source: the annotation of a GenBank genome assembly
AUGGCUUCUGCUGCUGAAACAGCGACCAAGUCAGACGGCGGUCUCCGCGGCAACCUCAAGAAGGUCGUUCUCGCCUACAGCGGCGGGCUCGACACGUCCGUGAUCGUGCCAUGGCUGCGCGAGAACUACGGCUGCGAGGUGGUCUGCUUCUGCGCGGAUGUGGGUCAGGGCGUAGGCGAGACCGAUGGGCUGGAUGCCAAGGCGAAGGCGAGCGGCGCUAGCCAGCUGUUCAUUGGAGAUCUCAAGGAAGAGUUUGUACGCGAUUAUGUCUUCCCCUGCAUUCGCGCUGGUGCGGUGUACGAGCGCAAGUACCUGCUCGGGACGUCCAUGGCUCGCCCUGUCAUCGCCAAGGCGAUGGUGGACGUGGCGAAGCAGGUGGGCGCGGACGCCGUGGCGCACGGGUGCACGGGGAAGGGCAACGACCAGGUCCGCUUCGAGCUCACCUUCUUCUCGCUCGACCCCAAGCUGCAAGUCGUCGCGCCGUGGCGCGAGUGGGACAUCCGCGGCCGCGAGGACGCCAUUGAAUACGCCAAGAAGCACAACGUGCCCGUCCCCGUUACAAAGAAAUCCAUCUACAGCCGCGACCGCAACCUGUGGCACAUCAGUCACGAGCUUGACAUUCCCCCUUCUAACCCCUCUACCACUCCCAACCUGUCUCCUCCACUCUCUCUCCCGUCCCUCCGCCAGGGCGACAUUCUGGAGGACCCGGCAAACGAGCCGGCCAAGGACAUGUACGUGAUCUCAGUGGACCCUGAGGACGCCCCCAACACGCCCGAGUACGUGGAGAUCGGCAUCGAGAAGGGCAUCCCCGUCUCCAUCAACGGCCAGGCGCUCUCCCCCGCCAACCUCCUCGCAGCAGCCAAUGAGAUCGGUGCACGCCACGGCGUCGGCCGCAUUGACAUGGUCGAGAAUCGCCUUGUCGGGAUGAAGUCCCGCGGCGUGUAUGAAACUCCCGGUGGGACCAUUCUUGCGAAUGCGUGCCGGGAGCUGGAGGCCCUGGUUCUCGACAGGGAGACCAUGCAGACCAAGGACCAGCUGGCUCUGAAAUACGCCGAGCUUGUGUAUGCCGGCCGGUGGUUCGACCCCCUGAGGGACGCCCUGGAUGCAUUCAUGGUGUCUGUGAGCGAGAAGGUGACUGGGUCUGUGAAGCUCAAGUGCUACAAGGGGUCGGUGAAUGUGGCGACGCGCGUUUCACCGUACUCGCUCUACAGGGAGGAUAUCUCGUCCUUCGAGGAGGGCAGUGGGGUGUACAACCAGGCUGAUGCUGCUGGGUUCAUCCGCCUGUAUGGGCUGCCUACCCGCGUGCGCGCCAUGCAGGAGCAAGGGUUGUGA